Salvelinus fontinalis (brook trout) is the source of this 2688-nucleotide messenger RNA. RefSeq names its product angiopoietin-4-like. NCBI's taxonomy places the organism in Eukaryota, Metazoa, Chordata, Actinopteri, Salmoniformes, Salmonidae. The transcript is spliced from 6 exons. Gene Ontology annotation, molecular function: receptor tyrosine kinase binding. Bases 1290 to 2150 code for a protein of 286 amino acids. The record is from RefSeq and is a predicted model, not a curated record. Gene Ontology annotation, biological process: Tie signaling pathway; angiogenesis.
CCCCAGGGCAGUGAUUGGGGACACUGCCCUGUGUAGGGUGCCGUCUUUCGGAUGGGACAUUAAACGGGUGUCCUGACUCUCUGAGGUCAUUAAAGAUCCCAUGGCACUUAUCGUAAGAGUAGGGGUGUUAACCCCGGUGUCCUGGCUAAAUUCCCAAUCUGGCCCUCAAACCAUCAUGGUCACCUAAUAAUCCCCAGUUUACAAUUGGCUCAUUCAUCCCCCUCCUGUCCCCUGUAACUAUUCCCCAGGUCGUUGCUGCAAAUGAGAACGUGUUCUCAGUCAACUUACCUGGUAAAAUAACGGUAAAAUAAAAAAUAAAAAUAAAAAAAAUAAUAAAAAAUAAGGCACAGUAUAACAUUACUGUGAGACAAAAAACCCAUUGUUUUUUACAUUUUAGGAUGAUUGUAUGAAUGGUCAAAUUUGUCUCAUACAGCAACAACUCAACAACACGUGCCACUAGGAAAAAGAUGUGCUUUGAUUGAAACAAAACACUAGUAUUCUACAGUUUCUUAACACCACCUUCUCUACAUCUACACGCUGUACAUAACUAAAUAGAUCUAAAUGCAUAUUCCCAUGAAAUUGAUUGAGAUCAAAUGGUUGGCAUGCAGAUGCUGCAUGGACAUUUCACUGGUUAAACUUGAAGAAUUAUAACUCACAAAUGACAGUGAGAAAUGUGAAGGGAGGGUGACCACGAGAAUGUGUGUGUAAAGUCACGGUAAAGAAACAUAUGCGCAAUACAUGAUACAGAUCUUUCCAGGAGAUCAAGAGGGGCGGAACGAGGGCUGUACGGAUGGUUACCUACAGAUCCACCCCCUUGGCCUAAAUAAAUAGGCUUACAGGAAACCCUCUCUGAAUAACCUUUAAACUGACUGGGAGUAGACCAUAGACCGUAAAGGAACACACGGGGCAAGGUAGGUUUACUCUUCACGAAUCACACGCACGCAUGUUUCAAAAUUGUGAUUAUAAUAACUUACAUAAUAUUUAUCCUGUGUGAAAUGUCUAGUGAUGGCAGCAUAACAAAAAGCAUAUACUAUAACUGUUACAUUUUCCCUUAUUUGAUCAAACUGAAUUUCACCGUUACAUGAAUGGUGACCACUGUGUUGUGAACGGAGAGGGAUUGGUGACGUUUCAUGUUCUCUGUGAUAAUGUUGCGAUAUUUGCCACUAGUUUGAUGGGUUAGACAUUUCCUUUUCAGUUUAAAAAUAAAAUAAUUUUGGUGGGAUUAAAAUGUAAAAAUAAUUUUCUGUAUGUGAUGUCAAUGCCACCCAUAAAAAGAAAAAAGCUGACAAAUGUUAAUCGCUUUAUCUCUCUCUCUCAGAAAAAUGGACAAAAUGUGGAAUAGGAUUAUUUUUUGUGGACUGGUGGUCUGUCUCAUCUGCCUCACUGAACAGACUCAGGGCCAGAAAACACCUUUAGUUGUUCAAGGGACAGAUUGCACACAGAUCAAAACUCUCUCCCCUCGAGCCACCAGUGGAGUGUAUGUCAUUCAACCUGCAAGAGUCAGAUUCCCCUUUAAGGUGUAUUGUGAGAUGCUGGCAGACGGAGGCUGGACAGUCUUUCAAAAGCGCACUGGGGCAGAGGUUCUUUUCAACAAGACGUGGGCUGAAUACGAACAAGGCUUUGGGCCUUUACAUAAGGACCACUGGCUUGGUCUGAGUAAGGUGUUUGCUCUAACCAAGGGGGGCCGGGGGCUGAACUCGACUAUGCGGGUCAACCUGUGGGACUUUGAAGGUGGCACUGCCUUCGCUGAGUACAGCAACUUCCGUCUGGGCACGGAGAAGGAGAGCUAUAAGCUGAACGUUGGAGCCUACAAGGGCAACGCAGGUGAUGCCAUCCGUGGGAAAUACGCCAGCAUUGACCAGAACGGCUUUGGCUUCAGCACAACCGACAAGGACAAUGACGGCUGCUCACCCUGCAUCUUAUUUGGCGACAUCGCCGUGGACAAGUGCAGCUUCUUGGAUGGAGGAGGGUGGUGGUACAGUCGCUGUGGUUCUGCCAGCCUGAACGGUGACUGGCACCCCGCCGGCGAACACAUCGGCUGGAACUCUGGCCUCCACUGGGCGACCUGGAAAGGACCUGCCCCAUACUCAACCCGAGCCAGCCGCAUGAUGAUAAAGUCUGUGUGGGAGAAGAUUAUUAUAGCAAACUAAAACUGAAACUUAAACUAAUCAUGAAAAAAACGAUUUUGUAAACUGAAAUAAAAGCCCAUUUAAAAAACUAAAACUAUGCUGAAACUAUUAUCUUUGCCUCCAAAACCAAAUAAAUUUUUUAAAAACAUCAUGAAUUAUGUUCAGUUAUAUUUAUACUUUUGGGCAAAAAUCUAAUGGGAUUUUCAAGCCUUUUUCUAAUGGGGUUUUAAAGUUUCUGAAUCUGGUGGGUAAAUUCUGCCAGGAGAUUGCGACGUUUCAGAUAGGCCUAGCUUGUGCAACACUAUCACUAGCUAACAGGGGAAAAUCCAAUAAUUGAUGUCCCUAACACUAAAACUUCAACUGAAAAUAAACUUCAUAAAAACGCAAAAGCUUUGUUUUUAUUACAUUUACGUCAUUUAGCAGACGCUCUUAUCCAGAGCGACUUACAAAUUGGAAAGUUCAUACAUAUUCAUCCUGGGCCCCCCGUGGGAAUUGAACCCACAACCCUGGCGUUGCAAGCGCCAUGCUCUACCAACUGAGCCACACGGGACCACACGGG